Dunckerocampus dactyliophorus (ringed pipefish) is the source of this 1625-nucleotide messenger RNA. It is a transcript of the gene rd3l, whose product is annotated as RD3 like. NCBI's taxonomy places the organism in Eukaryota, Metazoa, Chordata, Actinopteri, Syngnathiformes, Syngnathidae. The transcript has 2 exons. The record is from RefSeq and is a predicted model, not a curated record. Bases 717 to 1463 code for a protein of 248 amino acids.
UUAUCAUUGUUUUUCUCUGAUGUAAAACUAUUCCGAGUUGAGUAGCACUUACAGUACAGCAACAUUUUUUUCCUACCAUGAGUUAGACAGGAAGCUCUACAUCACCACUCAUACCUUCUCUUAUUUUGGCUCCGCUCAUCUUUGCUUAUGGCCAGAGCUGUAGCCUCUGCCCUCACUCGCCUCCAGCAAGGAGAGGCACAGACGUUGAUGGCACCAUAACACACACACACAUUCACCCUCUUCCCUUCCUCUCCAGCGCAAGCAUUUUGUGCAAGCAAUGCAAAGCAUCUGACCUUACACUGAAAGCUGCAAACUGAGUGAAGAGGAAGAAAAGGAAGAGAGGCGACAGCGCUCCGAGUGUGACUAACUCCUGGACGUCUGCGGGAUAUGUGCAUGUGCAGAGGGAGAGAUGACGGCAACAAGAGGAUGAUUACAAAGCAAAGAAGAAAUAUCCAGACAACUUUCAAGUGCAUAUUUCGAUGGGAUUGAACACCAAAAGAUGCUGGUUUUAGUGAACUAAUUCACAGAAGUGUCAGCACGUGCAGCUUUUACAUGUAAGUAUAUCUGUUGUUUGUUCAGCCAGUAUGGCCUCAGAUUUUACGUUAUUAAGUAACAAACUACCAUGUUUGAAUAAGGCUUGCUGUGUGUGGAAUCAAUCAUAAUCCCAUCAUUUUGUAAUUCUUAAUCAGAUAGACUUUUAGAAGAUCUUAUCUAAAAUGUGCAACACUUAUUGUAGAGCAUGCAACACUACAUCACAGACUAAUGCUCAUUUUGUCAGUGUUCCAGGGCUCAGUGUUCUUACUAUGCCACUCUUCAGCUGGCCAGAAGGGUUCCAUGGGAAACCUUCUCAGAGUGAAAUCCAAUCUUGGAGAAUUUCUGGGGACCGACCCAGCCACGUGCUGCUCCAAGAGCUCUUAUGGCACGUGCAGGAAGGUGAAUGCACAGCACGGACACUCGAGCGGGAACACAGGCUUGCCCAUGAUGCCGUGGACCACCAAUGCUUUCAUAGGUGCCCCAGGUUGCGGAGCGUCAUUUCCACAUCAGAGCUACACCAACUGGAGCUGCUGUGUGCCAGCAUCCCCACCGUCCAUGCUGCUGCAGUGCUCUCCAGGUUUCAUGAGGUGCUUGCAGGCAACAAGGUGAUGCCCUGGGAGCUGGUCUCUGUCUUCAGACUUGUGCUGAAAGACUUCUUCAGCCAAAGGAAACGUGAUGAAGAGGACAACCCUUUGUGGUUUUGGACCAGCCGCACCAAGCUGAAGAAGGGCGCUGCCCCCCGAUCAAGCAGUUAUGGUGACAAGCAAAGGGAGGAGAUCCCAACAGUCUCUGGAUAUGUAGACAGGGCCAUGUGGUGCACCAGUUGGUUGACAGCAAAAAGAGACAGGGAGCUUCCAUAUUACUAUCCAGUCGCUGUGAGCCAAACUGAGGCAUGUUACUCAUCACUCAGAGGAAACUCUUUUGAGUGAAUAUACAGCAAUGCAGUGGCUGACACACAGCAACGUCCAAAGGAUCCAAACACAGAAAUGAUCCGAAACCAAAAACACACAUAAUACCAUUAAACAGAUGCAACUAGGAAAUGGUGAAAAUGUGCAAAAAUAAAAAUAAAAAGAUACAACCCCUGGCAAAAA